Messenger RNA from Echinostoma caproni, 330 nucleotides. Lineage: Eukaryota; Metazoa; Platyhelminthes; Trematoda; Plagiorchiida; Echinostomatidae. The record is from the annotation of a GenBank genome assembly.
AUGGGUUUUCAGUCCGAUUCGGAUUUCGCGCUAUUCGACUCCUAUUCCAACUACUACGAUUGGCGUCGCGGUAUGGAGUUGCGCACUAUCGAAUCCCUUAAUCUACAUUCACGUCCGUCUGGGAUUGAAGCAUGGGUCGAACGUUUCGAGCUCUGGUGCAGCCUAUGGAAGAACGGAAAACAGAAGCAAUCCAUACUAUUUCUUACAGUUGAUGGAAAGGAAAUGUGCUCUUUGCUGAAGAAUCUCGCUUUCCUUGACAAUCCGGCCAAAUUGCCAUUCCCGAUGCUGAAACCAUUGCUUCUUGCCCACGUGAUUCCUGUUGAUCUCUAA